Messenger RNA from Drosophila subpulchrella, 1269 nucleotides. RefSeq names its product splicing factor 3B subunit 4 (gene Spx). Bases 91 to 1110 code for a protein of 339 amino acids. Gene Ontology annotation, molecular function: RNA binding. The record is from RefSeq and is a predicted model, not a curated record. Gene Ontology annotation, cellular component: nucleolus; U12-type spliceosomal complex. The transcript is spliced from 3 exons. Gene Ontology annotation, biological process: positive regulation of mRNA splicing, via spliceosome. NCBI's taxonomy places the organism in Eukaryota, Metazoa, Arthropoda, Insecta, Diptera, Drosophilidae.
GUUGAAACCAUCUGGCAGCCCUGGCUAGUUUGCAUGUCGAAAAACGCCGAAAAUUAAUUUUUUGGUUUUGUUUAUAAGAAUAGCUACGACAUGGCGGCGGGACCCAUUGCUGAACGCAAUCAAGAUGCCACCAUCUAUGCCGGCGGCCUGGACGACAAGGUGUCGGAAACGCUGCUCUGGGAGCUGUUCGUGCAGGCUGGACCCGUGGUCAACGUACACAUGCCCAAGGAUCGGGUCACCCAAAUGCACCAGGGCUACGGCUUCGUGGAGUUCCUCAGCGAGGAGGACGCCGACUAUGCCAUCAAGAUUAUGAACAUGAUCAAGCUAUAUGGCAAACCCAUCCGCGUGAACAAGGCGUCGGCCCACCAGAAGAACCUGGACGUUGGCGCCAACAUCUUCAUCGGUAACCUGGACGUGGAGGUGGACGAGAAGCUACUGUACGAUACAUUCUCCGCCUUUGGCGUCAUCCUGCAGACGCCAAAGAUCAUGCGGGAUCCAGAGACGGGCAAAUCGAAGAGCUUCGCCUUCAUCAACUUUGCCAGCUUCGAGGCCAGCGACGCGGCCAUGGACGCCAUGAAUGGCCAGUACCUGUGCAACCGUCCCAUCUCCGUGUCGUAUGCCUUCAAGAAGGACCACAAGGGCGAGCGGCACGGCUCGGCGGCAGAGCGACUGCUGGCCGCCCAGAAUCCUUCGGCUCAUGCGGACAGGCCGCAUCAACUGUUCGCCGAUGCGCCAGUGCAGAAUAUGAUGCCGCAGAUGCCGGGCCAGAUGAUGCCGCCACCGAUGAUGGCUCCGCCGCCGCCGGUGGUGCCCGUUUCGAACAACAACAUGGGCAUGAUUGCGCCGCCGCCUCCAGUGCCCCAGCCUGCGCCGUUCCCAGCCACGAUACCGCCGCCACCGCUGCCGCCGAUGGCCGGUGGACAACCGCCUCUGCCGCCCGCGAUGGGUAUACCGCCGCCGCCGCGCAUGAUGCAGGCGAACGCCUGGGCACCGCCCGGCAUGCCGGCUCCUCCGCCCAGACCACCGCCCACCAACUGGCGGCCGCCGCCCGUGCCAUUCGCCCCCGCGCCCUUCGCACGGCCCUACCAACCCGACGGCUACCAGUACUAAGACUAGCGUGUAGUGUAUACCAAUUUGGACGAGACGAAAUAAAUUUUAAUAGGACUUAUCAAUGGAGGAUGCUCUGGUAUAGGUUAAGACUACUAUGGUUUUUCUCUUGAUCGUUUUAUGCAUUUAAUACGCCCAAAAUAUACAAGCCCUUCCAAUGUA